This is a messenger RNA of Fusarium oxysporum Fo47, 615 nucleotides long. RefSeq names its product carbonic anhydrase. The record is from RefSeq and is a predicted model, not a curated record. The coding region runs from base 1 to 615 and encodes 204 amino acids. Gene Ontology annotation, molecular function: carbonate dehydratase activity; zinc ion binding. NCBI's taxonomy places the organism in Eukaryota, Fungi, Ascomycota, Sordariomycetes, Hypocreales, Nectriaceae. The transcript has 5 exons.
AUGACCAGUCUAAAGCUUAAGGAGUUCCUUAAGCGGAAUGAGCAUCUAACAUUUCCCAAGGGAAUCCCAGGAAAAUCACCAAGCGCCGCCUUUGAUGCGGGAUCUAGUCAACGUCGUCCCCAAGUCAGGAACCAUCUGCAUCCGUUCGUAUUAGCUGCCCCAGAGCUUUAUCAUUCUCGCCAUCUAACAGCCGAAGUAACUUGUUCGGAUGCUCGAGUCGACCCCCGUGACUACUUUGGCCUUAAGUUCGGAGAGGCCCUAGUGAUUCGUAACGCAGGUGGUCGUGCUGUUGAUGCUUUCCGAAGCCUUGAAGUUAUGGGGUCAAUCGCUCCCAUUGGCCUGAUCGUUGUGGUUCAUCACACUGACUGCGGCGGAAUGUUUACUACCGAGGAGGAGAUACGGUCGAAACUUAGUGACAGAGCCCCUGCCCACGCUGCUUCAAUUAAAGACAAGUGGUUUGGCACCUUUAGAGAUGUUGGAGUGGAUGAGAGCGUUCGUCAGGACGUAGAAGAAAUCAGGAGAUGGUCGUUUUUACCGGCAGAAACUCAGGUUGUGGGUUAUGCACUUGAUAUUGAGACGGGGGUUAUGAGGGAGGUCGCUUCUGAAAACCCAUGA